Molecule: messenger RNA, 1206 nt
Organism: Truncatella angustata
Lineage: Eukaryota; Fungi; Ascomycota; Sordariomycetes; Amphisphaeriales; Sporocadaceae
Exons: 1
Coding region: 1-1206 (401 amino acids)
Source: RefSeq, a predicted model, not a curated record
AUGGUCUCGUCGUCGCAGGCCACGACGGCCUCUGCUGAUGCAAGCGACGACGAUGCCAGCCUCGGAGUCGAGCACAAGGCGCACCCUGACAACGAAUCCGUCAGUGCAAAAAAACUAGUCCAACAUGAAAAGCACACCAAAAUCGAGGCUUUGGUGACUUGGCUUGACGAUGGCCAGUCGCGGAGACAACCUGGCCUGACGUUCGAUCUGCAAUUUCAUGCGUCGUACAACACGGCCUUCUUCAAACUACGAUCCUCAGUCCUUGCCAAGACCGGGUCCGCACCCGAGAAAAUACCAAUAUUUCUAUUCCUUGCACCAGAAAUCAUUCAAACCUUGUCUCUCUGCGACGACCAUGUUCGAGAGCUAGGUCCCGACACCGUGUGCAUCCGCUUCGGGCUGCGGAGCGCACCUUGUCUUGUGGUGCCCGGGGCUAUGCAGACGUCCGAGAUGGUCUGGAAGAACAAGGAAUCGAGCGACACCUGGGAUUCAUUCUGCUCCUUGGCGCGCGCCACGAAUCUGGAAGUCUUCUGCCGCUUAUCGCGUCGCGUUAUGUCCGAGGCUCGACUGCAGUCGCUCUGCGCGACGCUGUCAAAAAACCAAGUAGUUUCCACACCCGGCUAUGCUGACCUCCUUGGUCUCUACGGCGGCAAAGGCGGAAAGGUGGUAUGCUUCGCCGCUGAUGCCAAGUCGAACAAGGUCCAAUUCGACGAAUCACCGCCUGCGUACCAGGACCUCGGGCCUGGUCCGCCCAUGCCUCCGGUGCUCGAGGAAAAGACGUCUAAGCGUCGCAGAGGCAACUCGGGUUCUGAAGCUCAGCGGCCUAUUCAUAAGCCCAGAGACGAUCUGGAGGCCACCGUAGCGUGGUUGGUAACCGAGCUCAGGGGCUCCAAGGACAGAGAGGCACUACUAGCCUCCGAAUUGAAAGAACUCCAUGCAAAGGUUGCGAUGCUGAUAUCCCAGCAGGAAGAUCACAAAGCAAAGUGCAAGAUUCUGGAACAUGACUUGCACGAACGCAUAGGCGAAGUCGAGGCCGGACAAAGUGAAUUGGAUGAGGAACUUGAAAUGAGAGUAGAUAGCAGGAUAGAUGAGAUACUCGAUCAGAAGUCGGAUAGCAUCAAAGAAGAGCUACUCGACUUCAUAGACGAGAUCGUACCCAAUAAAAUACAAGGUGUGCUCGAAGAAGCCACCUUUUCUGCCCGCUUCUAA